Salvelinus namaycush (lake trout) is the source of this 1756-nucleotide messenger RNA. It is a transcript of the gene taco1, whose product is annotated as translational activator of cytochrome c oxidase 1. Lineage: Eukaryota; Metazoa; Chordata; Actinopteri; Salmoniformes; Salmonidae. Gene Ontology annotation, cellular component: mitochondrion. The transcript is spliced from 6 exons. The record is from RefSeq and is a predicted model, not a curated record. Bases 196 to 1107 code for a protein of 303 amino acids.
CGUCAAUUUGACCUCAAAGGACACCAACACUUACUCUUUAUAAAGUGUACGUUUACGGAAAAUGUGAUACAUUCAAUAAUUCAUACGUUUUCCAUUAGGAACAGGCAUUAUAGCUAGUAAGAUAGCAGACCUACUGUUAUGUGGUCUUCUUAGCAGCAAGUAGUAACGUCAGCUAGCAAAGCUUAUCAAAUAGCAAUGGGAUGGCGAGUGGUGUUGAGGGGUUUCUUGCCUCUGUGUUUACGUCGACUUGCCUGCUUGACCACCAACAAUUACAUGGGCGCAAGGAUUCGUCCAGUCCGCACAGACCUGACGGUGACAUGUCGCUACCCUCUUUGGACAACCCAUCCUGUAAGAACACUACAUCUGUGCCCUAACUUGUGUGCUGGUCAUAAUAAGUGGUCAAAGGUGAAAAAUAUAAAAGGACCCAAAGAUGCAGCCCGGAGUCGAAUGUUCAUGAAGUUUGGGAUGAUGAUAAGAAUUGCAGUCAAAGAAGGGAGAUCUAGUAAUCCAGAAUUCAAUCUAGCAUUGGCGAAUGUAGUGGAGCAAUGCCGAGGCAAGAACAUGCCCAAAGCGUCCAUAGAAGCUGCCAUCAAGGGAGCGGAAAAGUCCAAGGCAGGAACCCAGCACAUGUAUGAAGCCAGGGGGCCUGGUGGCUGCAUGCUGCUCAUCGAUAUGCUAACUGACAACAACACCCGAAGUCACCAGGAACUCAAACAUCUGCUCAACAAACACGGGGCAGCGCUGUGCGACGGGGUGCGUCAUAACUUCAGCAGGAAGGGGGUGGUGGUGGCGCAGGGGCAGGGUGUGUCGUCCGAGCGAGCUCUGGAACUGGCCAUUGAGGCGGGGGCCGAGGACGUCCAAGAAACAGAGGAUGAGGAUGAUAAGUCCCUCCUACAGUUUGUGUGUGACAUGACAGAGCUGAAGAAGGUGCGGACCUCGCUGGAAGAACUGGGGGUGCGCACUGUGUCCGCUAGCCUGGAGUUUGUGUCCCACAAACCCACGCAGCUUCCACAAGCCCAGCUGGAGGCAGCCUUAUCUCUGAUAGAAGCCCUGAGCGACUGCCUAGACGUGGUGCGGGUCUGGGACAACAUCCAGGCCCAUGACUGACAGUCAUUAUGUACUAUUGUCAUAUUACAUAUUAUGGACAUUUCACGUUAGGAUAUAUUGCAAAUUUGAAUUGAGCAGACAAAUCUUAACACCAGAUCUGCUCAUCUAUGGACUGUACAAAAGUCAUGGUUGCAGUUAUUUUAAGAAGACAUUGCGUUUGUCAGUGCCAAGAAAAAUGCAUUUAUCUGGAAGCUCGGGAGCAAGAGAAGUUGGACAGGAUUCAGACUUGAGAUCUUUGUGUUUAACUCAAAUUUUCACCCAAGUCUCCCAAGUCUGAGUUGCAGGUGCUUAUUUCAACUCUGAAUCGUCCCGAUUGUGACUAGCCAGACUGAGUCUGUGAGGUAAAAGGAGUUUGUGUCAGGAAACCUCUUGUGUACCUGCUUAAAGGAUAUCUUGGAUAUGAAUGUAAAAACAACUAUCAUGUCCAAAUAAAACUAUUUAAUUUCUGUGUAAACUGCUCAGAACUCUGGAAGGACUUGGCUACAAUGUCACUGCAUGAAUGUGAAGUUAUCAAACAUGCAUUAUCUAAUACUGUUUGUUUCAGCACUGUUGAUAUAGUAAAUCAACACGUAAUCAUUUCAGCCUUUCUUGGAACAAAUAUGAUGGGGAAACUAUUCCUAAACAAAAUGCAUAAAGGUCAACAAUGUCA